This is a messenger RNA of Penicillium griseofulvum, 408 nucleotides long. Its product is annotated as DUF952 domain-containing protein. NCBI's taxonomy places the organism in Eukaryota, Fungi, Ascomycota, Eurotiomycetes, Eurotiales, Aspergillaceae. The transcript has 2 exons. The coding region runs from base 1 to 408 and encodes 135 amino acids. The record is from RefSeq and is a predicted model, not a curated record.
AUGGCAUCGCUGCUUUCUCAACCGCGCUACAUCUACAAGAUUGUGCCUUCCACUUCACCAGUCCGCGAGCCAAUUCCUGAACGGCUCGCGGUAAGUGAACUAGACCAAGCUUCUAACUUCAUCCACCUCUCCAUGGCACAUCAGGUGGCAGACACAUUGAAAAAUUUUUUUAAGGAGGAACCACUUGUUUAUGUAUUGCGGAUUGAGUAUCACCGCGUGAUCCAAGAUAUCCGCUGGGAGUCCCCAGACGGAAGAGUGUCUAAUCCUCGACCCGGCGAGGGACUUUUCCCGCAUCUCUACAAUGGACUCAAACUGGGCAGAGAGGAGGUUGAGAGUGUCGCCAUCUGGCAGAAUGACGAGGGAUGGGACAAAGCUCUUGCUGCAGCGAAGCCGUGGCUCCUGUACUGA